Molecule: messenger RNA, 15287 nt
Organism: Xyrichtys novacula (pearly razorfish)
Lineage: Eukaryota; Metazoa; Chordata; Actinopteri; Labriformes; Labridae
Source: the annotation of a GenBank genome assembly
GUUUUUUUUGUUACCCUUUUUCUACAACCGAACCAAGAUGAUGAACAAACAGGAGCUGAACCACCACCUUGUUCAACUUAAGUGGUAGGACAAAAGAUUGGAUUACUUGGAGAUUGACGAUUACUUAAUUUCAUAUCAAAGAUUUACAUAAAAUAAACUCUUGGACUGUGGAAGAACACAUGGAUUUAUUCAUUUUUAUGUUUGUUCCCUCCUCCUUUGUCUAAGUUUUGGAUUAUUCAUUGAAUUGAAAGAGCACCUGUUUUCCUUGUUCCCUGUUCUAAUUAUUUCAUUACAUUAUUUAAACCUUACUUUGUUGUAUUGUUUCAUUGAUAUUUUCACAUCCUGGGCUCCAAUUUAAGUAUUCACGGUGUCUUUAGUCAAUUUCCAUUCAAAAUCAUGUAGGAAUAACAAUUUUUCUCACAUCUUACAUGUGGGAUUUAAAUUUGCACACCAUCAAACAGGCUGAAAGUCUGAUUUUACACCAGUUUGACAGUCGAUCAAUGCAUCUUUUUCAGCCUUUAGAUUCAUUUGUGUAAGUGUCUAAGGAGAGAGGAGAGUGCUUGAACAUUUACUCGCCAGUCAUUUACCACUUUUAAAAGAUAAACAUCACAACUUGAAGUUUGUGAUUACGCUGGAAAUAUGUCACUUGAUAGUUUACAGGGAUUUUCAUUUUAACGCCUACAACGCAGCCUGAUUCUUUUUGAAUUUCUCUUUACGGAAAAGAAAACAUUAACAGCCACAUUUUCAGGUUAAUUUAUGGUCUCUGAGAUUGGCUGAUUAUUGACAACAGUGCAAAACAUUUUAACUAAGUGAGUCUGAGUUAUCUCACCUGCAGGGGUCAAAAGUUGGGUCAGGGGGUACAUUUCAAAAGUUAAUGAGGAAGCUGAGAUUGAGAUUGUGAGCUGUAUUGGAGCUGCUUGUUAUCUUAAGAGCCGUGUGACAUCUCUAUCUGUGAAAUAGCCCCACAUAUAUGACAUCUGAGUAUUUGAGCACGAGUCAGGCACUGCAGAAACUUACAGACUGUCUCAAUAACUGGCAAUUGAUGGUGAUUUAAUAUAGCGCUAGUAUAUGUGAGAGAUAAUGUGUAAACAGCCAAAAUGACUUUACUGCUACGUUGUUUACAACCUUGUUCAAUACUGUAUAGCAGUUUAUCUUUAUGAGCUCCCGUUUAGAUUAACCUCCCACGUGUACAAGUGACGUUUACAUACAAAGGCAAGGAAAGAGGAGGCAGCUGCAUGGAGCAAGUUGACUUGUUUGCCUCCUCCUGCUCCUCUCUCUGCUUGCCUCUCUCUACAUGUGGCUGCCUAUGUACAACAUACUGGUUUGAGCUGCUCUGCUGUUUCCCUACAUGUUUCACACCUUGCUCUGUAAAGUGGUUAAUCAAUGAGAUGCAAGGUUCGGUUUGAGUGGCUGUUCAGCGAGGGUGUGAUGUGAAUUCCAGUAAGCUUAUUAAAGAAUCUGUAGCACAGCUCUGUACAGACAUUUGUGGCGUUUUUGGAGAACGCAGUAUUUUCUCCCUCUGUUUUGGCGUUACAUUCUCAUGCGAACAGAUCUGUAUGACAGUGACAACAAAGGAUUUGGAAAACUGUUUUGUCUGUAUUCAUGGAGACAAGCUGAAAAGGGGAUUUUGGCGGAUACUGAUGUGAUUACUUUAACUUGUGUAUGUACACAUACGCCAUAUCAUGUCUUAUUAUAUCAACACAACUCACUUUCACUGGACACACCUGCUCUUUUUCAGCUUUUGAGCUGUAGAAACGGAAGGUUAAAGUUAAACAGGAACCGAUUCUCUUUUACGACAAGAGGGAAUGUGAUGUAAACCAGUUUAAGAUUGAGUUUUCAACUCGUAAAAUCUUGAUAAGAAUCUUGGACAGCUCCUACGUCUGAUAAUGGACUUGGAUAAAAGUCUCAAAAGUAAGCAGAUGUUUUUACAGAUACGUCUACCUUUGCAGAUGCUGUCCCAGGUUCUGCGAGCGGUCCUCAGUGAGCACUUCAAACAUGUCAUCUUCCUCCAGCCUGCGUUUAGAUCCGGUGGUGAACAACGGAUUGAGCCACCUGGAGGGGGGGACAUGAUGAAGGGAGUGAAGAGGGGGUGUCAGUCACAUAAUCACCAACAGUUCACUUCCUGGUGAUUUUAAAAAAGGGUUAUAAAGCUCAUUUUCAGACUUUAUGGUUACGUUCACACUGCAGGUUAUGAUGCACAAUUGGGAUUUUUUGUUAAAUCUUUUUGUGCGGUCGUUCACAUUAAAAUAACGAAUGCGACAUCUAAUGUGAACGGAAUGCGUCCGUGAAGUGACCCGCAUGCGCACAAAGCACAAAUUGCUUUCUGCUCCUGUUUGUGUUGUCGAACAAUGGUGAAAGUUUGUCGCAUAUUGAUGACAUUAGAUGAGCGCGACCUGAGUGUCCACGCUGCAGUCACAUCGGAUACAUAUCCGAUUUAUAUCCACAUACAAAAGAGGCCUGGGUCGGAUUUGAAAAAUCAGAAAUGCACUGUUCACACUUACAUGAAAAACUCAGAUAUGUGUCACAUAUGGUUAAAAAAUCGGAAUUGACCUGCAGUGUGAACACAGCCUGUGUCGCCCUUCUGAUAGAUUUGUUGUAACUUCUCUUCUUGUCAGAUUUGUGUCUGGGAAAACCCUCAGUUCAAGCACUUUAGAAGCCUCCUCCUCUGUUGCCAUGCAACAAAGUUGUCAUCAUUAAGGUUACUGGUGUUCCUCGAUUCAAAACAAUGAAUUAUUUAGUAAAGCUGUAUGGUUUGCUCCCCAGAUCUGACCAGACGUUCCCUUGAUUGUGCAGACACAGGUAGUGAUUUGUGCGUGUUUUUGUGUGAUUUUGGAAACGACCUGUCCCGGUACGCCUCUACUCUACUUCUUAACUCUUUUGUUUUACAAUUUGAAACUUUACCCAAGUCCAUGAAGUAGAUAUUUCAUCCAGGACUGUUUAUUUCUGCUUGUUAUCACCUUUGACAUUAAGUUGGCUCAAGUAAUUAUCUCUUGAUGAAGAGAAAAAAACUCAAAUGUACUGAUAGUAUGUCUACUUUGGGCUUCCAUACAUAUGUAAUGCUCACAGUACACAAUGUACAUUGUGUAUUUGAUUAGGAGAUAGCACACGUGUCAAAUUUAGACUUAAGUAACUACAGCAGAUGAUUCAACAGGAAACUGUCAUUACAUAAACUCUCCAGAAGCUUUCCAGUGAGGAGACAAAUCUUUAUUUGUCCAGCAUCCACUUGAAACAAGUAAAACAACUUAUUUUAACCAUCUGUGGCCCACUUGUAAACAUAGUCAGAGUUUCUUCAACUCUUCCCUCUCGUUUCUACUUUGUUCACCUCUACCUGUUUAAGGUUUAAUGCCACUGUAGGGUUGAAAUUAACACCAGGAAACUCAACUGUUGCCACACUUACAGCCCACUUGUUCAAAUCCCCCGCGAUCGGUUUGCUUUAGCUUUACCGGCCGCUUUACCAUCCGGGAAGUUUAGUCGACUUACCAGAAAAAUAUCUUGGACAAAAGGCUCGCCGUCGCUGCCGGGUUGGUCUUGGCACUCUUGAUUUCCCCCAUGGCAGCCCGCACUCACACCGCAGUUUCUUCCCAACUUUGCCCCCCUCUCAGUCACUGAUCCUCCGGGCUAUGUGGCGUGUCUUCCAGGUUCACGCAUGAUACAUGGUGGUCGGAACCCCCAAGGUGUGUUACGUCCUCCGCGAGGCACGCGAGCUAGCGGUACCGUAAGAGAUCAAAGACAGUACUUUCGAUGGCCCCGCCUCUGCUGACCUCUGAUUAGAUGACAUAUAUGGGCGCUCCAUGCUAUUGGCUGUUCAGUAUGCACUGCGUUCAGGCGAUUGGCUGAGAAUCUGACAACGCAGGCAAUUCAAUGAGCACUCUGCAUGGAGUAGUUGUAGUCAUGUACACUUUAACUUAUAUGAGGGAAAGCAAUAAAUUAAUGGUCAAUUUUACAGUGCCUUUUCACUCACACUGCUCAGUAUCUCGUUAAAUCCUGUGCAGAUAAAGUAAUACAAUAAAUACAACAACUAUGAGCACAACUAUUUGUAAAAGUCUACUUCAUAACCAACAGAAAACGCAAAAAUGCUGAAAAUAAUCACGUGAAGGUUUGAGAAACACCUAAAAUUAAAAAAAUGUUUCUGCCAAAAACAGCAAAGCAAGUUUAAACAGAAACUUAUAGACAGGGUUGGCUCUAGGGGUGCCCACAUGGUGACUCAGAACCAUAGACCGUGAUACAUGGUUGUAUUCAACCCCCCUAAAGUUAUGUGAGGCUGUGUAAAGGUCCUUUCACACCGGGACCGUUUUUUUCGUGCGAAUAUUUCGGACAUCAAUAUAUUUUUUUACCCUGUAUCCUGUCAAUACAAGCGUUCACAUCAGCGACGUUUUCCCGUCCUUUAUUUUUUCGUAUCACGGUUGAUUUUUCUAAAAUUUUGCAUACUGUGUGUCCACUUCUGACCAAUCAGAUUGCGUGUUGUUGUGAUGUCAGAUUCACUGGUAUAUCCAACAUGGCCGACCGGCUGAUUGUUUACGUGUCGGAGUACAGAGUGCUUUUUGAUAAAAGACACAAAUAUUACAAAGAUAACGACCUGAAGGAUGGUUUGUGUGCUUUAACAGUUUGCUAAACGUCUUUGUUUUAACUUUCAUCUGUGCUAAGUAACUUUAGCUCGUAAGCUAACCUGUUCAGAUACAACAUACCAUACGUAUUUUCACUGUCUCAAACUCAAUCGCGUUGCUGUCACAGCACCAUUAGGUCUCAGUUGUUACCUUACGUUUAUGGAUUAUAGUUUAAUCUGCUUAUCUGGUACUGGCCCUGACUCAGUACAUGCUAUCAUGACAGACAAACAUUUCAACACUAGAGUCUAAUCAGAACUGAAAAACAGUCAGUCUGCUGUUGUGUCAGUCUUCUCGCUUCCACCCGGGACACGUCUUUUUUUCCCCCCGGAAAGUCGCAAAAUCGCAUCAGGCUAGAUGUGUAUAGUCAGGUGCGUCAGAAUUCGCCUCCGUAUAUUUCGUAAUUUUGCGUCGUAUGUUUGUGUCAGUCCUGGUGUGUAAGGACCUUUUAAUGAAAUUCAAGCCACAUGCACACAUAUAAUGAUGCUGCUAAAUUAGAUUUGAAUGUCAAGCGACACAGUCAUUUUACGAGAAGGUGAGACAAUAUUUUGUUAAUUAACUUCGCUAAUAAUCACAAUCGGCUUUCAAAGGUGUUAGCAUCAGUUUUUAAUGAUAUUCAAAAUUAUGUUUUAUCUGCAUUACCAGCCCUUUAAAUGAAAACUUCUGGCAAGAAAAUAUUGCCUCAGUAAAUAAUUGUUUGUAUAACGCUUUUAUUUUGAUAUUUUUCACAGUUUUCAGUGUGGUUUUAUUUCCUGUACUGUAAAAAAAUCCCUUUUAUUAUAUUUCUUAAUACGUAAAUGUGAUGUUGUUCAUCCAUAUGUGUAUGGAUAUACCCGUUGCCAGCUCUGCUCAAUCAGCCCCCCCUGUUUUGGUCCAUCCAGUCCAAAAAGUCUAGCUCCGUCCCUGCUGAUAGAAUAUAUUGUUUAGUUUUUUUUGUUUGUUUUUUUUUUCGUUUUUUUAAAUCUAAAUCUGUGGCAAAAAGUGAUAUAGUUCAAUGAUCUACUCCAGUUUUUUAAGAUUACGAUUAAGUAUCAAACUUUCUAAAAGUUCACUUAUUAAAACAUUUAUUUUAGAUAUUUUUUGUCAUUUAAGCUCUUUUUGAUUGUGGAAGUUUUCAUUUUGCAUUUCUCUCUUUUGUUUAUCUGUUUUCUCUGGAACAAAAGGCACAUUUCCAAGAAGUUACUCUCUUCAUAGGAAAAAGUUUUUUUUUUCUCUUUUAGACAAACUUCCUCUCCUGUGUGGUCUUUGACCUCCAUUGUGUCAGAGUUACUCAGCAAAAAUUCCACUGAUACCCUCUGUCUCUCCGUCUGCUGUUUUGCUCCACGCACAGUCACACACAGUUUUUUGUGCAGUCACAAAGUUUGGUUGACUUUAUCUCAUGACUGCAAAGUGUGUCACACAUGAUAAGAGGAAAUGUAGUGAGUGCAUCCUAAUAUGUGUGACCUGAAUUGAACAAUGUAGGACAUUUCCUUAUUAUUUUCAAACACGGAAGUAAAUAACAACAUAAAUUUCCCAAUCAAGCUUAUAAAUCGCUACUUUAUCAGUUUCUCACACUCAAUAACUUUCUGAUCCCAUACACCAACAAAAGAGAAACGUGAAGAACUCCCACGCAGAGGAUAUCCUAUAAAUAAAGAGCAGGCUGUGGGUAACAGACGCCCUCAAAAACACUCCAGGUGCUUCCCACUCUCAAGUAAAAGGAAAUAAAAUAAUGAGAUAAAACAUCUCCCUUUAAAUAAACAAUCUCCUUUGUAACCCCAAUUCCCAUCACUCUGCUUUUUUAUUGUUCAGGACAACUUCAGAGAAAUGCUAAGGUGAACUAUUGCCCUUACACUGACAGUAUGUCGUGAUAACAGACUGAAGCGACCCUGGCCCUAUCACUUCCUGCUUUAUUCUCCCGUUGAUGUUUAGCUAGCACCGACUGGGAAGAAGGCUGAAGGAGAAAAGCCAGCAGGCGAUUAUUAAGCAGCUGAACGUGGCCCAAUAACAUUUAUUUGCUUAGGAACAACAAUCUGUUCCCAUGCUACCCCAGCUGAGAGACAGGCCUGGUUUUCCUUCUCAUGUUGCCAGGUCCUUUGAGCUCUUUGGUUAAAACAAAGCAAGAAAUCCCUACUUUAUUUCAGAGUAGUUACUUCACAAGGCUAAUGCAGGAUGUUCUAUUGUUCUGCUGCAGAAUAAGUAAAGGAUUAUUAGUCGCCCUGUGUGCAGUUCAAUUGGACCAGUUUCAUCAGCCGCACUUACAGUAGGCUAAAUUAAAACAGCUGACAUGUUGAAUUUCAUUUUAGCAUUGAAAAGAAAUAUAACAGAUAAAAUAAAUGCGAAAAUAUAACUGAGGUUAGUGAUAACUUUGCUUACUUUCUUUAUGUUUAUCCUAGUUUUGCAGGUCGAGUCUAAGACGUCGAGCUUGGGGCAUGUUAGUAAACAAAUAUUUGAGUUUUCCAUGAACACCAAAUAUGACUGAGGCUGGUGAGGUUGUGUUCACUAUCCAGAAGCAAAAAAGGGAAUUUUGCCAAAAUUAAAGGGUCAGUACAAGAUAUAAAUGGGUUAUCCUGUGCCAUGUUGAGACAAAUUAAUUAUCUUGUAAGCGCAAUAUAUGUAUCAUUUAGGCACAGGUAAAAAAAAAUAGCUCCUUGGUUCCAAUUUUCACUUUUUAACCUUUGUAGGAUCUCAGUAAAAAUAAUUGAUAUACAAAUGAUUGAUUUCAUCCCCAGAGGAGCACAAAUAUCUGAGCAAACAUUAACUAAGUUUCUUAGUAAGUCAUCCAUUUUCAAAGCUUUGAAAGCAUUACACCCAAAUAUACAAGCGCCAAUCUUAUGGUGACACUAAUGGAAACGUCAGAUCGCCAAAGGUAAAUAGAGUAAUUAUCUGGAAACCAGGAAAUUUGGAACAAUGUGACAAUACAUCAACAAGCUGUACAGUUAUUACCUGUUGUUGGUGAAAACAUGUUCUGACGGUGUUGCAUGAAGAUAAUAUGGCUUAACACUCAGUCUGCAUCCUCUGGGGACUUCAUAAGACCUAAUCCAGUUAACAGACCUGAACUAUAAUGGCUUGGAGUACCUUGGCUGCCUACUGUUAUAAUGACAACAAUGAAUCAGAGAAAAUGUGUAAAAAAAGGAAAGAUGAUCACUUUAUUUUAACAGUUCCUUAUAAACCUGGAUUGUGAGUUAUCUAUUGAGUACUAUAGAGUUGUCAUGUUAGUAUAAUACCACCUGAUUUAGUUCUAACACAUAGUUGUGCAUUCAGCAUUAAGCAGUGAUCACCGUCCCCCUGAGAUGAUCACGAAUCACCUCAUGUCCACGUUAAUAAAAACAAGCAGUGUCAUAGCAAAUGGAAAAGAGACGGUCAUCUUUUUCUCAUAUUAAGGUCUACAUGGGAUGUCAUCAACAGGUCACUGCUGAUAACAACCUGUUCCUGUCGCUUCUCUUUCAUUAGCAGGUGUAUAGGAUUAGGGUCCCCUUUGAGACUGCACAGCAACAGCGGCCUUGGAAACACUGCAUCGAGGCCUCGACUCUCUGGAGAUUUGGGUAACAAUGCUCUCAGACCCUCUCGCUGUCGUUUACAGAUAUUUUAACUCAUGGGGUCAGUUUCCAAUCCCCUGUCUUUGAAAUCAUGCAAGUGAACUCCAAAAGCCAAUUUUGCUUUGUCAUUUCAGAGUUUCGAGGUAUGAGUAAAACUUUCAUCAUUUACCAGCAUGAGCUUUCCCCUAAAUCUUACACUGCUUUACAACAGCAGUUUAACUUUCUGUUAUGAUUACCCUGACUCAUCCUCCUGUCCCCCUUUCCCCCUCCCCCUGCAAAACUCAAAGUUCAACCCUCAAACAACACUGUGAUAGUUACUUAACCUAUGUGAACCAAGACAGGAAACAAGCACUAAAUCCCACAACCCGGCCAAAGGGGUAUUUAUUACUUUGGCUUCCCCAGGUAAUCUCGCUGUUACCCAAAAUUACAGUAACGGAUUGAAUCAUGUCGUUUAAUAGUAAAUCAGAUUAUGUCUGUGUAAUCUACAUGCUCCUAAAACAACAAAAGGCUCCAGCACAGAACAAAACAUGACAACCACAGUGAUAAGAUUACUGCUCAGGAGAACAGCAGCCUUAUGAAACAAUGUUUGUCUGCAGUCUGCAAUAGAUAUAAAAAAACGAGAUGAUACAAGCCAGAGUAAACAUGAAACUUGGCUAAUGCAAGAAAAGAUUAAGCUCAACAUAAGAAAACACAUGCUUAGUUACAAUAAACAAGCUGCUGUAAUGUCAGAGAGCAUGUUACAGGACUUUAUGUAACUUUUACUGAACAAUAUCCUCUGCUGUCACAAGGGACAGUUACAGGACAGUGUAAAAUGUCAUGAUAGGAUAAAGUAACACAUUUAAAAAGGGUCAUAAAGUCAGCAAAACGCCAGUGACCCAGCAGUGUCUGACUCAGGGUUGCAAAUGUUUGUGAAACUCUACAGUGAUACACACAAAUAACUUCAUUAUGCAAACAAAACAAGACAACAAAAGCUUUUUUAAAUUAAAUAUUUACCAGGCAUUAUUUCAUCUUUCAUGUUUGCUAACAGUAGUGAGGACAAGCUAGCAACAGCUUCACUAACAACCAGAUGAAAAUCCUCAAUCCUCAUAAAAUGAAAAUUGAUCAUUUCUAUUAAAGAGAAUUUUACACUAGAGCCUGUGAAUAAACAUGAAGAGCUUCAACUCCAUAACUAGAGAAAUGUGGAAAUACUGAGUGCUGAAAGCCGAGAAAGCAAUGUUAAACCGCCAAUAAAAAAUGGAGGACGGUAUGAAAGGAAAAACUGUUGGAAAGGUGGAGUAGAAGAAGAAGAAAUUGUAUGAAUGGAAGAAUUGUUGAAUAGCUGAAGGUAAAUUAGUUGAAUGAAUGUACAAAUUGUAUAAUAGCCUAAGUGAAAAACGUAUAUGACUUAUGUAAAUAAACAGAACUGAUAAUGAUAAUUGAAUUUGAAAAACAAAUGCCUUAAAAAUAAUGUGUAACAAUGUUCCCAUUAAAUGUACAAAUCAUAUGGUACAAAUACUAAAACAGAUUUCUGCAGCAUCCAACCAUAGUAACUUGAGAAUGCAGAACAGCACCAUCUGUUGCCGUGCUUCAGUUACUGCCCUACAUACGAAUGUAGAAAGUAUGAAACAGCUGAAGUUAAAGUAAUUGUAUAAAAGUAGAAGGUAAAGAAAAGUAGAAGUAGAAGAAUAAGAAGUUAUCAUGUUAAAAGAGUUAAAGACACGAACUGACACAACAAAGUAAAUUUUGGGGGUAUAUUUUCUACUGACAGCAACAACAACAAUGUUAACAACAACAAUAACAAUAACAACUACAAGAAUAAUAACAACUACAACAACAAUAAUAAUAACAACAACAAUAAUAACAACAAUAACAACUACAAGAAUAAUAACAAUAACAACAACACCAAUAAUAACAACAAUAACAGCAAUAAAAAACAAUAAUAAUAAUAAUAAUAAUAAUAAUAACAAAUAAACAUGAGAAUAACAAAGUUGUUGCAACACUCCCUCUUUGGCCACUAGAUGGAGCCAUACAACUGCUAGACAAUAAACUAUAUCAGACCAGUGUGAAAUCAUGCUCUCUUUCUUUGCACUUCCACUUAUUCAGUGUUGGAAAUAGAAUUUAAAGUUUAAAUACUCAAUGAAUUAAAAAUCUGUGAGAACCGAAACAAAAGCAGUUACUCCGAAAACACGUUAUUUACUCUUUCAAUCAAUCGACAGCCCACAGCUUCCCAUCUCAGUUCCUCUUCUUGUGUUUCUUUCCUGUCAGAGACUUUUCAGAUCCUUUCAAUUAAAGACUUCCUCCUCCUGCAGAUCUCCUUGCAGACCCCAUGCAUGCAGUGUGGAGUGAUGACUCGUGUGUGCACCCCUGCACCCUCCCACCACCACACACACACACACAAAACACAACAUACAACUACCUAUUGUGCUUUAGUGGGGAAUAUGCAAGUAAAAGUCAAAUGCUUGAAUGAGCAGGUGAAGGAGAAGCUAAAUUCACUCUGACGCACUUGUCUUGGGUCGGCACUCCCAUCAAGAUCUCGAUUCCGUCUCAGUUUGGACCUCCAGAUUAUAGAAAAAAUGGGCAACAUGGCAACAGAGAUUGUUGCCUUUCUCCUCACCAUUGCAGGUUGGAUUCUGGUGUCAUCCACUCUGCCCACAGACUACUGGAAGGUGUCCUCUGUGGACGGGACGGUCAUCACCACAGCUACGUUCUGGUCCAAUUUAUGGAAAACAUGCGUGACUGAUUCAACUGGAGUAUCCAACUGCAAAGACUUUCCUUCGAUGCUGGCUCUGGAUGGUGAGUUUUAAGAAGACCAUGCUGUGAUUUUGUCCUUAUGGGUUUAAACUGUUUUAUCUUUCUACCCUCAUUGAAUGCAAUUUCUCUUGUGAGGGAAGCACUGACUGUAAUAUUUCUCCAUAUCCUAAUUGGGGGUGCAAUUUCUAUGCUAUACUUUAUUUACUAUACUAUAUUUCCAGUUCCACUAAAAUCUCUGUUUCUGUUCAUGAAACCAUAGCAGCUUAUUCUAAGUGUCUUAUUUCUAAGGUAAAGGUUAUAAAUGUUAUUUCUACAAAGGUGCAUGUCCGGCUGCAUUCAUUGGCUUCUGCAUAGGUAUGGAGCUUUGGCGUAUGUUAGGGCAUACAUUCAGCUCACAAGUAUGAAUCAGUCUAAGGAAAUGUGUAAUUAAACUGUGAAGCCCAAAAAUCCGGAGUGUCCCCUAGAGGCAGGCUGCAGUAAAGGUCACAAGGCUUGCUUACUAAUUUUUAAUUAAAUUGCUCAGUACAAGGUAAAUAGAUUUUCUCCCUUGUUAAUUUUGUCAUUGCAGUUAAAUAAACGUUAAACUUUAAUUGGUAAAUUUAUGUACGUUUACUUUCAUUUCUUAAACCUCUUUUCGCAGAGAUCCAAUUGAUAUUUUUAUCCUUCAAGCUCGUCCCUGGUCUUCUCACCUGACAGAAUUUAGCUAAAUCUCCAGCUGUUUGGGCUUUUUUUCAGAAAAGUAUCUGGACUUCGGUGUCCUGAAUUUGUCUUUUGUUGGAAACUGUAAGGUAAUCAUUCGUGAAAGCGGCUUUAGUGAAAUCUGGAACAGUAUCACGCAUGUGGGCCUUUUAAACGUUCACAAAAUUAGACCUUUGGGUAGAAAAAUAAAAUCACCUCCCUUCGGCUAAACAAAUGCAAGGACUUGACAUAACUGCAUAUCCAAGCCAGAGGGACUGUUGGUGAUGGUAAGAAAGCACUAACCUCUCUUCUCCAUUUCUCGUGAAGCCUAUAUCCAGGUGUGUCGGGGUCUGAUGAUCUCCUCUGUGUGUCUGGGUUUCUUUGGUGCCAUCCUCGCCUUGGUCGGAAUGAAAUGCACGAAAAUAGGAGGCUCGGAGACCACCAAGGCUCGUUUGACCGUCCUUUCUGGCGUCCACUUCAUACUCAGCGGUAAAACGAUGCUUGAUCCAAGUCUGGAUUUAACUGCAUUACAUAAUCAUCUCAAAGGAACCGGCUAUGUAAUAAUUGGUAUAUUUCCCCUUUUUAGGCCUUUGCUGCAUGACUGCAUGCUCCAUAUACGCACACAGGAUCACAACUAACUUCUUCGACCCCCUCUUUGUCGCCCAGAAGUAGGUAUUCAGAUUAAUUCAGAGUAAACUUGAUUUAACACCUGUCACACAUACUUUCUGUUUUUCAUUUUUAACACUCAGGUUUGAGCUCGGAGCGGCUCUCUUUAUCGGCUGGGCUGGAUCCGUGCUGUGUAUCCUCGGAGGACUGGUCUUCUGCCUCUCCCUGUCUGAAGGCUUCAGUAUAAGGCAGGUUUGCUUGACUCUGAAUUAGACAAUCAAAAUAAUUACUUUAACUGUACUUAGAGUUGGAAUAGGCCAGUAAUCUCUCUCAACAUCUUGUCUCAUAAUCGCUGAACCUACAAGGCAAAUUGUACAACCAUUAUUUUGAUUCGGUAUGUGGAGGCUGAUGGCUGAAUGUUUCCUUUGUUACAAAAAUAAGGACUCUUAAGAAAGAGGGAAUGUCACCUUGACGAAGUGCUCUUAAAGGGAAGUUUUGUUAAAGGAAACAAACUUUUUAUUUCAGCGAAGUCCUUACUCAUGAUUUGGCUGUGCUCAGUCCUUUUUGGCAUAUUGCUGGUUGUAGAAAAAGCUUUAGAGGGAAAAAAAGAACAUAUUCAGCAAUAAUUAACAGGAAUUUAUUUGAAACAGGGGUGUUUCAAAUAAAUGAAUUCUUAUCGUGAACUACUAGUGCCACAAUAAAAAUACAAUAAUGUGUUAGACACAUGCCUUUGAAAAAUGUUAUCAAACUAUUUUGUCUGUUUGAACAGGCUCUUUGUUGCUUUAUCACUUACAAGCGCUUACCCAUACCUCAGAUACUUUUUCUAAACUCUUAACACAGACUCACACCUACAAAACGCACUUGGCCAAAUGGAUAAUUUUCUUCUCAAAAACACAUUUUGUUAAAUAUACAGUACAGGCCAAAAGUUUGGACACACCUUCUCAUUCAAUGCAUUCUCUUUAUUCUCAUUACUAUUUAGUAAUAGUAGAUUCUCACUGAGGGCAUCAAAAUUACGAAUGAACACGUGGAAUCAUGUGCUUAAGAAAAAAGUGUGAAAUAACUGAAAACAUGUUUUAUAUUUUAGAUUCCUCAAAGUAGCCACCCUUUGCUUUUUUGAGAGCGCUGCAAACUUUUGCUUUUCUCUUAAUGAGCUUCAUGAGGUAGUCACCUGGAAUGGUUUUUACUUCACAGGAGUGCCUCGUCAGGGUUACUUCGUGAUUGACAGUCAGUCACUAAGUUCUUCUGUCAUCAAGAGCAAAGGGUGGCUAUUUUAAAGAAACUAGAAUAUAAAACAUGCUUUCAUUUAUUUCACACUUUUUUUAUAAGUACAAAAUUCCACAUGAGUUCAUUCAUAGUUUUGAUGCCUUCAGUGAUAAUCUACAAUGUAAAUAGUGAUAUAAAAAAAUAAAGAAAUUGAAUGAGAAGGUGUGUCCAAACUUUUGGCCUGUACUGUAUACUAACUCUUUAUUUCAAAAUAGAACACAUCUAUCUCUGCACAUACUAACUUCAACAAAACACUGGAAAUCUGACUCAAAAUGAAAUUAUUCUGUCGUAGAAAAACACUUUUUUUCACUUCAUAAAGUACAUGCAGUCAAUCAAAGUACACCAGGGUUAAAAAAACUGGCUAUUUCUGACAUUACAAAAACUGCAGAGACUUUUAUGUUUCAGUUUUACAGGUAUUUGCAUACAAAACAUGUAAUCCACCAUUUUUACACUAAAUUUCUUGGUUGGGAACUGUAUGUCCAUAUGUAAUGUUCACAUACGAAAGCAUUCCAGUAAAAAGCAAAUCUUUUUUUUUCCUUUAUUGUUAACUACAGGAGGUACAGUAGAAAUACCGUUUACGAUAUGAUAGAACAGAAAAAGUUUUACAGUGCUCCUGCGAGUCUCCCUGGACCCCUUGCUCUUCCUCUUCCUCAUCCAGACAUUACAGUGUCUGUCUUUUUCUGUCACUCCUCAAAGUCCUCCUUUUAAACUCUGCCACUGAGUCUAAGCCAGACUGGAAUCAGCUGUGGUUGGCACCAAUAUACCCAACAUAAAUCAGCUGUGUGUCAAUUAUUCAAUUGAUCGUUUAUUAUCAACUGAGAUUUAUUUGUUUUUGAACUGAUAUCAUUGCAGAGGCAGAGGUUUUUAUACUCUAUCUAAGGUUUGGAAUAUUGUUGUUGCUAUUGUGGGAUGUUUGGUGUUAACAUUCGUAAAUAAUACAAAAACAAUCUAUAGUUUUGUUGGGGGGUAUAGUUUGUCUGUUAAGAAAAUGUGUUCACUGACUGAAUAUUGUGUGAAAACAACAUGAAAUGUGUGAACAGUAUGGCCACAGAAGACCAAUGCUGUGCUAAUUGUGUUUACAGUUUUAAAAAUGUGACAACUGGUUGGACAAACGCUUGUUUGCAACUGAAAAAAAGAUGUAAUAACAAAAGAAACAUUGAUGUUAAAAAGAAACAUACUAUAAUGCUGUGCAACUACGUGUUUUAUCAACAGAGGUGGUAGUGGUUCCUUUCCUGUUAAAUAGAGCAAAGACAGUAACAAGCAAUUUAAAACAACUACAUAGAAAUGUUAAGUGUAGUCAUUUUUUAACACCAGCUAAAACUCCUUUCAUUAGCUUUAAUUUUUGCUCAUUAUUGUUGUUUCAGGGCUGAAUACACUUACAGAGGAUCUGCAUCAUUUGCGCCAACCCGCACCAAACUCAGCAAGACAGCGAACAGCCUCCCUAAAGAGCAAGUGGAGCCAUCGAGACAGUUUGGAAGGAAUGCUUACGUGUAAAUUUGGACUGUUUGUCGAUGUCAAAGGGUUUUUUUUUUUAAGGGAAUAAAUCCUGGAUUUGUAAUGUUCAAACAAAAGAUAAAUCACAUGUGCCUGAGAUCUAUGAAAAACGAGUUCAGAAAGUGUAAUGAAUACAGGGUAUGUUCCAGUUUUGACUAUUAACAGUUAAAUUAAUCUUAAAAUAUAGUGAUUUUUUUGUAUCAUAUCUGUCAGUGGCCUGUGUGAAAGAGUUUUUUUUUUUUCUGUCUUUUAAGGCAGGAAAUUUGAUUUGGCAGAAAACACUGCUCAAACUCCUGGGUCACCUUCAACAAGCUGGCCUUUCUUGCCUGUCUCACAUACACAUGGUGCUUAAAUAACCAUGAAGUCAAACACACUGAGAUCAAUAUUUGAAGCAGUUGAG